Messenger RNA from Petromyzon marinus (sea lamprey), 1032 nucleotides. NCBI's taxonomy places the organism in Eukaryota, Metazoa, Chordata, Hyperoartia, Petromyzontiformes, Petromyzontidae. The record is from RefSeq and is a predicted model, not a curated record.
AAUUGCGGUGCACCAUCUACACUUCUCAAUUAAAAAUAAUUUCCAUUCGUAAUUAUCGCAUUGUUUUUGCAAUGUCUUUAUCUUCAUCAUUAGACCUUCUUUGCCAGUACCAAAAUGUUUUAUAUAUAUUAUCAUAGUAUGUUUUUUGUUUGCAUUUUGACUGCAGGUAUUGUGGUUAAUGCAUACAUGAAUCCUUGUAAUAAGGUUUCAGUUUUGUUGCAAGAAAAAAGGGGAAAAAACCCUAUAUUAAAUGCCUUUCUUACUUUGGGACUAGUUGGUGACGUUCACUCAACUAUUGUGUUGGAAGCCGAUUAGCUGCACAUCUUGUUCUACUUGAAAACAAGACCUUAGAUCGAUUAUUCACUCCACGUGCAAUCUUGCAACAGAUCGCGUCCCUCUCGCGUUCGCUGCGGGUGUGCCGAAAUCAUUACAGAGUGCUUCGAAGAAGGGUCAUUGCCCGAAACGUCUCAUACAUUUCAAGGAAGUGUUAUUGACGACGGUGGAGGGUUUACUUCGUCACAGAGUUAAAGGUCAGAGGUUUAAGGCGGAGCCAUCGCGGAGGGCAGAGGUGGUCGGUGACGUCACCACGCUCCGGGUAUAAAGGCGGCUGCUGCAGGCUGGGCGCGCCAUCUCUCGCGAGCUUUGUCAGAAGUAGCAGAGUUAGUCGCCAUGUCUGGACGCGGGAAAGGCGGUAAGGGGCUCGGUAAGGGAGGCGCAAAACGCCAUCGUAAGGUGCUGCGCGACAACAUCCAGGGAAUCACCAAGCCCGCCAUCCGCCGCCUCGCUCGCCGCGGCGGUGUGAAGCGCAUCUCGGGCCUCAUCUACGAAGAGACCCGCGGCGUCCUGAAGGUCUUCCUUGAGAACGUCAUCCGCGACGCCGUCACCUACACGGAGCACGCCAAGCGCAAGACCGUCACCGCCAUGGACGUGGUCUACGCCCUCAAGCGCCAGGGCCGCACUCUCUACGGCUUCGGAGGCUGAGUGCCCAUCUCUCGCGCACUAAACCAACCCAAAGGCUCUUUUCAGAGCCAC